AUGUCUAGCACGACGCAGCCUCACCAACAUUCGCAUCCUCACCAUCACGCUCACACUCAAGAUCGAUACAAUUCACAAUACAGCUCGCAAUACCUACAGGUGCCCAAGUUCGCACAAACACGCACCUCGCGAUCACGCUCGAGAUCGCGAUCUCGCCAACGCGACUCGGUCCCGUGCGAAGUCUUCUCUUCACCAACUCAGGUCAUUGUGUCGCCGCAAAAGUUGAGCUUCCGUCCCCGCUCGCCUGAGCCUCCAAAGAAACUCACUUUCAAACCUGAGUCGGAUGACAAACCUCUGGCCACGCCUAUUGCGCUUGAUGUCGAGGAAGUCAUCAACAGUCCGCCCAAACAAACGCUGCUCGAACCACCACCGCCGCCACAUAUUGAUGCAGUAAUCCUAGACGUGAACAACUCGAGGACAGAUACUACCAUGAGCAUGACGAUUCCAAACACUCGAAUGCCCGCCCUGGCGACAGCGCCUACUUCUAUCAUCACUUCUAUCGAAGACCCACUAGGCGGUGCCGACUGUGACGACACUGAAGAGAAGAAUCAGGCAUACACUACCACAAUCAGCAGCCCCACCGAGCUGCUCUCUACCCCGAGUUUGCUACCACCACCAGUCACAACCGUCAAUCUUCGCCAGCGGCUGAUCGGUGCCUGGAAACUGGAGUCGUACAUUGCUUACCCCACGCCAAGCUCCCGUGUUCAACGACCCACGUAUCCCAUGACUCGGAAUGUCACAGGAUUCAUCAUGUAUACCCCAGACGGCUACAUGUCUGCUCAGAUGCUGAUACCCGGACAACAAAGUUUCAAGCGUGGUGAGGGAGAAGAACCUCAGUGGGCGGAGGCAGGUAAACGCUGCUUUGCGUACUGUGGACCAUACUACAUCACAGAUGAAGGCCCUGAUCGCCCAGAGAUUCUCAGGCAUACCUUCCAGUGUUGCAAUCUUCCCGGCUGGAUCGGCGACAUUCAAGUUCGUACACAUCGGUUCGAGGAAGAUGGGCAGGUGCUUGUGUUAGGCAGUGAGGAACCAACAGAAGUCAAGGGCGACAAACGCAUUCCUGUCCUCAAAUGGCGUCGCGUACGUAACAACGCCGACGGAAAUCCUCCACCUCCGACUCCUCAGAUCAAGAUUAGCGGUCCUGGUGAGCCAUGA
This is a messenger RNA of Dissoconium aciculare CBS 342.82, 1155 nucleotides long. RefSeq lists its product as uncharacterized. The transcript has 2 exons. Lineage: Eukaryota; Fungi; Ascomycota; Dothideomycetes; Mycosphaerellales; Dissoconiaceae. Bases 1 to 1155 code for a protein of 384 amino acids. The record is from RefSeq and is a predicted model, not a curated record.